AUGCGCUGGCCUCGGAGCUGGGAGUUCAGCGGCCGCUGUGGUCAGACCUCUGGGCGCCGAGUGGCCCAGGGUCCAUGCACAGGAAUCUUUAAGGGACACCAGGCAUCAGUCCCUUACGGCGAAGUUACCAAAGUGCAAGUCCCGAUUGGUGCCCAGGACGACAGGGCGGAGGGUCUCCAGGACUGGGGGCCCGGAGCCCAGCCCUGGACAGACGGCUUUGGAAAUCUGGGGCUCGGGCCCCCCUCGCUCCCUGUGGGGCUUCCUAGUUUCAGUCCUUGGACGCAGCGCUGCGCCGAGAACCAGAGCCGCCGCGAGGAAACGCAAUUCCAGCAGGGGCGCCCCUCCUGCCUGCUUCCCACCACCUGCGAGUGGGCUGCCGCCGGCACAGGUGCAGAGGGAGGGAGCCGCACCCGUGGGGCCACGCAGGCCUGUGGCUGUGGCCGCUGCUCUCACUCCUUGCCCCUCCCAGCCCCUCAGCCGGCGCAGCAGAACGUGGGCAUCGAGCACAGGCCCCUCUGCGGGGCCGAAGCCUGUCCUUCCCAGCUCCGAGAACGUGUGUCCUGCCGAGCAGGCAUGUUCUCGGCACGGUGGACCUCCAGGCCCCCUUCUCGCACCCAGAAGGCAAGAGCCAAGGCGGCAGCACGAGCCGCGCUGGCUGGGACACGACAGGCAGGCUCUGCGCACCUGCUCCACGGGCCACAGGACAGCGCGGGAAAGUCAAAGCAACGGAAUUACGUGGCCAGUUUAGGUUUUCAAAAGACCCAGCUGGCCGCCGGGUGGAGAAUGCCCUGGGCACGGAGGCCAGAGCUUCGUAAGAUGAGGGACACCGAGGAAGGAACCAAGAGGCCCACUUUGACCCUGACGGUAGCCCGUGCACGGCCCUGGGUCAGGCCACAGCACCUGCUUCUCAGCCCAAGGCUGCCCCGGGUGUUCCGAGGGGUGCAGCCGUUCUUCCUGGCACUGGCCGGCUGCCCAGGUGCAGCCCAGAGCCCCUGAGCUGUUUCUGUCCUUGGGGUCCAGCUCUGCCAGGAUGUGUGGCCAUGAGCCAGUGGGCAAGGGUUUGCAACGGGGUGAUGCCGAGGCCAGGCACAGAGGGAGCUUCCUAAGAAGGGAGGUGGGGCAGGCUGGGGCAAGCUCAGGGCCAGUCCCUGCUGGCCAGAGUGGGGCCUAGAGCAGAGGAGCCGCAGGGUGGGUGAGAGCGGGCAGCGAAGCCCCGGGGGACCGGUCCUGCAGAGGGACAGCACAGCUGAGGGUCUGGGGACCUGGGUGACAAGCUGGGCUGCUGCUUGCUGCGCAGGAACCAGGGCUGGUGGUUUCGAUGGCCAAGCCACGAAGAGGAAGCAGGGAAGGGGCAGGCACAGUCGGACAGAAGACGCCAGAGAGACAUCUGUGAAGCAAGGACUUAGCUCCCUGUGGACUCUGGUCAACACACGCACACAUGCAUGCACAGCCGCUGGCUGCAGGAGCUCCCGGGGGCAGGGCCCUUCCCCCGCUCCCUCCUGCUCAGUGCCGAGCCGUCCACGCACCCACACCCGCUCUCCAGGCUCCCCAGGCCACCCCGACACCCCAGAACCAGCCUCCUUUAGCUCAGGGGCCCUGUCCUGGUGUGCAGGGCCGAGCCGGACUGAAUUGGGGAACAUGAAAAGGGGGUUGGGACGGGGCCCCAAGACGUUGCAAUCGUCCGUCCUUGCCCAGCUCAGAGCAGAUCUGCAGUCCCACAUGGGAGCCCAGAGGCCAGGACUGGGAUGUUUAUACGCGCACACCCUCAGCCCUCCCAACUGUUUCCCAAGAAGGGACCCAGCCUGCAGGAAAAUUCUAGUAACCAGCUUUCUAAGAAGUGGGGAGGGCAAUCUCCAGGAAGGCGGCACUCAGGGAGCAGCUGGCCAAGGGCAGUGAGUUGCCGGAACAUUCUGCAGCCAGGGAGCGGCCGGCCCCAGCGAUCCUCGGUGAGAUGGCAUCCUUCGUGCCAGCUCUCUCUGCCCUCUGACCCCGCAAGGCCUGAGGGCCCCACGCCGCGCCUGCCCCGCCCGGGCUGCACCAUGGGCCGCUUUGCACCUGGCUGCACCAGCCGGGAAAGUGCUGCUGCCAGGAGACUUUGCCGAGAAAGAACAGCCUCGAGGGCCCAUUCUCGGCCCGCCCGUCACUCAGCGCUGUCGGGGUAUGGUCGGGGCCCCCAGGCUGCCGCACGAGACGCGCGGCGGGGGGCUGUUCUCGGGCAGGCUUUAGCUUCGGGACUGUGAACUCUGUGGCAAGGGGACCUCCCCUUACAGGCCUAGCCUCCCCGAAAUGACGUUCCCCGGCAGUGCGGCGUCAUUGCACGGCUCACAGCUCCCGUUGGCCCCAUAAUCAUCCCGCAAGAUUCAGCCCAGAGCAGUCACUGGCCACGCCAUAAAACGCAGCUUAGACACCGUCAGAGGCGGGAAGGAAGGGGGGACCCCAGCAGGAGACCGAAUGCUGAGCCAGGCGUCCCGUCCGGUGUCUCCUCCGCAGCCACUGUGGGCCAGCGGUACCGCCAGGGGUGUGGGGCGGGGGGCCAGGCCACCCCAGCUGGCCUCCCGGGGACCUGCAUCAGGACAGGCUCGUCCCAGCAGCAUGACCUGCCUCUGCGGGGCCCCGUCUGCAGGAACACCUGGGUCCCUACCUACCCCCUCAUGUGCCGGAGGCGUGCUCGGGAAACGCAGAUCCUAAAAGGAGCCCAAACCAAAUGCGAUCCGGAAAACAUGAACGGUAGGGCCAAAACCAUGGGACGAUCCAAAGUCAAAAGUGAAAGCUGAUUUGGGUUGGAACCACGCUUGGGGCUUUUCUGUGCGGCCCUGCCCCUUCCCACCGCACGGCUCCAGGAGCUGACGAUUCUCUAAGGGUGAACCACGCUGGGAUCGCGGAAGGACGAGGACCCACGGAGGCCUGUCUCUGUGGGCACACGCUCUCCUGCCCUAUGAGGCAGUGCCGGCCCACAACCCCGUUCUCCCCACCUCCCAUGGCUCUGAAGACCACACCUCGGCGAGGCAGGUGCUUUCUGGUCCCGGCCUGAGAAUAGAGGCCGCCUGCUCGCCCUGACGGCCAGCAGCAAGUCUGGGGAGAGACCAGCCUGCUGUGUGGCCAGUGUCUCCACGGAGCGCUGCGAUGGGUGUUUGAUCCCAGCCCUGCAGAUCCGAAAACAACAGAGACAGGGGAAAUGUGGUGGGUGUUCUUGAUGCACCCAUCCUCCGGCCCCUGGGAACCCCGAAGCCCGAGCAGGGCCCCUCCACCCAGCCAGCCACUCGGGCCGUGCUGCCCUGCACCUUCCAGAGGAGGAGCGUCUGGGAGCCACCCCGGCCCCGGUCCUCCUGCCGGAGCAGCAGCCCCAAGCCCUCCCAGCACAGACCACGGCUUCCGUCUGUGAACGUGAAGGCCGCCUCUCCCCAGCGGGGCAAAGCGCAGCCCAGAGCACAGGCUUCCAGAAGGACUUGGAAACGCGCAGGCACGUGCUGAGCUGGGCGGCAGCGGCCCAGACGGGGAAGCGGGCGUCCGGCCGCCUGAAGCCGCCCCUACCCCGCCGGCUGCCGCUGGCCCGAGUCUCUGGCCCGGGGACUAGCCCUGGCACGGAGGACACGUCUUGGCCCAGAACGGCGUGACUAAUUGCUCGACAAACAGGAAGGCUUUUCACCUGCCCAGCGCUCAGUCAGGGUUUCCUACCAGAUGAUAGCAUCAGGAGCCCGGAGAACAGGCAGUUCUGUUCCUCGCCGGGAGCUUCUCAUGCUGGUGACGUCAGCAGGGCACAAGGCGGUGCCCGGCCCGCAGGGGUGCGUGGGGGAGGGAGCUGGCAGCCAGCAUCCGGGCCUCCAGGACAGGGACGCUCAGCCCCAAGCAGGGGUGUGGGCCUGAGAGAAGGGAGGGCUUCUCUCCUGGCAACUUCCAGGAAUGGGAUUUUUUCCCAGCGCAGCAGAGAAAAAAACAGGAUAAAGUUGCAGGACAGAGGGGGUCAGGGGGAGCGGGUCAGAGGCCUCUGCCUCGGGCCCCGGUCAUUCUGUUGCUGGUUCUUUGUUUUUUAAAGAUUUCUUUGUAUUUGAGAGUGCAGGCAAGUGCGACGGGGCGGGGCAGGAGGGGAGGGGAGAAUCUGAAGCCGACUCUGCCCUGAGCACGGAGCCCGACACAGGCUGGAUCCCAGGACCCUGAGGUCAUGACCUGAGCCGAAACCAAGAGUCUGAAGCCAAACAGACAGAGCUCCGCCCCCACCGGCGCCCCCUGUUGCUGGUUUUUUUAUUUUAUUUUAUUUUUAAUUACUUUUCAGUU
Molecule: messenger RNA, 4272 nt
Organism: Mustela erminea (ermine)
Lineage: Eukaryota; Metazoa; Chordata; Mammalia; Carnivora; Mustelidae
Exons: 3
Coding region: 1-996 (331 amino acids)
Source: RefSeq, a predicted model, not a curated record